ACGGAGAGGAAAAUCAACUAAUUCCAGACAACUGCAACCAUUAAUUUCCCGGGCGAAAGGAAGAUGAAAUGCCGACGGCACGCCACCGAUUUCCGCCAACUCUGAUCCUGCCUAAUUUCCUUCUGGUUCUUCCUUUUCUAUUUGGUGGAUAUAUAUCGGAGGAUCAAAUCAAACUGAGACUGAAAUUGUUAAAUAUAUGAAGUUUUUGUUGGAUUUCGUAUCAUGUUGUGGGCGACCGGUUACACUUUCGGAAGAUUCUAGAAGGAGAGAGGCGGAGGUGGCAAUUGUGGGGGAGGAGAGGUCGUCAGAGGCGGAGGCGAGGAGGCACAGGAGGAGGAAGCGGGUGAGGUUGGGCCAUCAGGCUUCCGGCGCCGUGACUCAGUGGAAGCCGUCACUGUGUGCGAUUUCGGAGGACAAGAUCGUGAUGGAGGAAGGUGAGAAAUCGCUGCUGGAAAUGAAGGUGGAGAGGGUGGCGAAGAGUAAGAGCGGUGGUGGGUCGCAAUCCAAAGUUCAUGUGCGUAGCUACCACCGCGAUGGCUACGGGCGAAAUUCUCUGCAAACAAUUAUCCCAGCAUUCUCACCAGCGCCCUUCAUGUUCUAAUGCUUCAAGAGUGUAAAUAACGUCGUUUUAUGUACAUAUUGAAUAAUAAUACCCUGGGAGAGAUUGAAUUCCUUGUUUAUCAAAUUUAUUUGUUUUGCUUAUAAGAAAGUUUGAAAUAUAUGAUGUGCAGAAUCGUUGUCAAAACUAUAUUGUAUUGUUAAAAAUAGGUCAUUUAUGUCAAUUUUCUUUUAUGUUGAUUGAAAUAGACAUAUAUCGUUCAU
Molecule: messenger RNA, 822 nt
Organism: Rubroshorea leprosula
Lineage: Eukaryota; Viridiplantae; Streptophyta; Magnoliopsida; Malvales; Dipterocarpaceae
Source: the annotation of a GenBank genome assembly